Molecule: messenger RNA, 6635 nt
Organism: Conger conger (European conger)
Lineage: Eukaryota; Metazoa; Chordata; Actinopteri; Anguilliformes; Congridae
Exons: 10
Coding region: 1-5163 (1720 amino acids)
Molecular function (GO): GTP binding
Source: RefSeq, a predicted model, not a curated record
AUGGAAAUUCUUUCUCUCCUGAAAGGGGAGGAGCUGAGGAUUGUGCUGCUGGGGGAGACAUGGAGUGGGAAAAGUUCAGCAGGAAACACCAUCCUGGGCACAGAGGAGUUUGAGUCUGGAAUAAGAACUGCACAGUGUGUGAAGAGACAGGGUGAAGUAGCUGGGAGACAGGUCACUGUGGUCGACACACCAGGCUGGUUGAGUACUUAUCCUGUGAAGUACACUGCAGAGCUGGAUAAACAGGAGAUUGUGCGCAGUGUGUCUCUGUGUCCCCCGGGACCCUGUGCUCUCUUUUUGGUCAUUGAUGUCACAGAGCUGCUGAAGAAGAUGGAGGAGAUGAUGGCAGGGCAUGGUGGCUCUCAUUAUGAAAUAGACAGAAUGCUCCUACAGGAGGUGGAAGAGAAGAGGAGGGCAGUGGAAGAACAAGUGAAACAGAGGAUUAUGAAGGUUCAGAAACAGAGGAAGACUCUCAGAGCACUUUAUGAGGGAGAGGAACGCCGUCUCUCAGAGCUGAGGAUUGUUCUGCUGGGGGAGACAGGGAGUGGGAAGAGUUCAGCAGGAAACACCAUCCUGGGCAGAGAGGCGUUUGAGUCUGGAAUAAGAACUGCACAGUGUGUGAAGAGACAGGGUGAAGUAGCUGGGAGACAGGUCACUGUGGUCGACACACCAGGCUGGUGUAUGGUGUCUGUGAAAGACAGUACAGAGCUGGACAAACAGGAGAUUGUGCGCAGUGUGUCUCUGUGUCCCCCGGGACCCUGUGCUCUCUUCCUGGUCAUUAAUGUGAGAUCAGCAUUCAGAGAGAUACACAGGAGAUCAGUGGUGGAACACCUGGAGCUUCUCAGUGAGAGAGUCUGGAGACACACUAUAGUGCUGUUCACCUGGGGAGACUGGCUGGGAGACACAACCAUAGAGCAGCACAUUGAGACUGAAGGGAGGGCCCUCCAAGAGCUCAUAGAGAAAUGUGGGAACAGGUAUCAUGUUCUCAACAAUGAGAACAGGGCUGAUGGGACUCAGGUCACAGAGCUGCUGGAGAAGAUGGAGGAGAUGAUGGCAGGGCAUGGAGGCUCUCACUAUGAAAUAGACAGAAUGCUCCUUCAGGAGGUGGAAGAGAAGAGGAGGGCAGUAGAAGAACGAGUGAAACAGAGGAUGAUGAAGGUUCAGAAACAGAGGAAGACUCUCAGAGCACUUUAUGAGGGAGAGGAACGCCGUCUCUCAGAGCUGAGGAUUGUGCUGCUGGGGGCGAGAGGGAGGGGGAAGAGUUCAGCAGGAAACACCAUCCUGGGCACAGAGGAGUUUGAGUCUGGAAUAAGAACUGCACAGUGUGUGAAGAGACAGGGUGAAGUAGCUGGGAGACAGGUCACUGUGGUCGACACACCAGGCUGGUUGAGUACUUAUCCUGUGAAGAACACUGCAGAGCUGGUUAAACAGGAGAUUGUGCGCAGUGUGUCUCUGUGUCCCCCGGGACCCUGUGCUCUCUUCCUGGUCAUUGAUGUGGGCUCAGCAUUCAGAGAUACAGAGAGGAUAUCAGUGGUGGAACACCUGGAGCUUCUCAGUGAGAGAGUCUGGAGACACACUAUAGUGCUGUUCACCAGGGGAGACGGGCUGGGAGACACAACCAUAGAGCAGCACAUUGAGACUGAAGGGAGGGCCCUCCAAGAGCUCAUAGAGAAAUGUGGGAACAGGUAUCAUGUUCUCAACAAUGUGAACAGGGCUGAUGGGACUCAGGUCACAGAGCUGCUGGAGAAGAUGGAGGAGAUGAUGGCAGGGCAUGGUGGCUCUCACUAUGAAAUAGACAGAAUGCUUCUACAGGAGGUGGAAGAGAAGAGGAGGGCAGUGGAAGAACAAGUGAAACAGAGGAUGAUGAAGGUUCAGAAACAGAGGAAGACUCUCAGAGCACUUUUUGAGGAGCUGAGGAUUGUGCUGCUGGGGGCGAAAGGGAGGGGGAAGAGUUCAUCAGGAAACACCAUCCUGGGCAGAGAGGAGUUUGAGUCUGGAAUAAGAACUGCACAGUGUGUGAAGAGACAGGGUGCAGUAGCUGGGAGACAGGUCACUGUGGUCGACACACCAGGCUGGAGGAGUACUUAUCCUGUGAUGUACACUGCAGAGCUGGAUAAACAGGAGAUUGUGCGCAGUGUGUCUCUGUGUCCCCCGGGACCCUGUGCUCUCUUCCUGGUCAUUGAUGUGGGCUCAGCAUUCAGAGAUACAGAGAGGACAUCAGUGGUGGAACACCUGGAGCUUCUCAGUGAGAGAGUCUGGAGACACACUUUAGUGCUGUUCACCAGGGGAGACUGGCUGGGAGAUACAACCAUAGAGCAGCACAUUGAGACUGAAGGAAGGGCCCUCCAAGAGCUCAUAGAGAAAUGUGGGAACAGGUAUCAUGUUCUCAACAAUGAGAACAGGGCUGAUGGGACUCAGGUCACAGAGCUGCUGGAGAAGAUAGAGGAGAUUGAUGUCAGAAAUGGGGGUGUUCCCUUCCCUGUAGGAGAGAGAAACAAACAGGCCUCAUUUACUGAGGAGGAAUGGAGAAGAAGAGAAGAGGAGCUGAUAGAGAGGAUGUCAGCGGUUGUCGUUGACUCAGCGAAAGAGGGAUCCACACUGCCAUUCAGACAGAGGAGAAGCAGCAAUGACAUUUUACCUCCUUCAUUGGAUGGAGGGACUCCACCCCCCUCUGAAGCAGGCAGCUCUGUGUGGGAGUCCAAGGAGAAGGUGUCAUGGUGGCUGAAAAGGGGAAAAACAGAGAGUUCAGCAUCAUCUGGAUACGGAACAAAGAGUUCUGUUGUGACUGACUCAGAGAUGGGGAGACGGAGUGGGAAGAGUUCAGCAGGAAACACCAUCCUGGGCAGAGAGGAGUUUGAGUCUGGAAUAAGAACUGCACACUGUGUGAAGAGACAGGGUGCAGUAGCUGGGAGACGGGUCACUGUGGUCGACACACCAGGCUGGUUGAGUACUUAUCCAGUGAAGGACACUGCAGAGCUGGUUAAACAGGAGAUUGUGCACAGUGUGUCUCUGUGUCCCCCGGGACCCUGUGCUCUCCUCCUGGUCAUUAAUGUGAGCUCAGCAUUCAGAGAACCUAAGAGGAUAUCAGUGGUGGAACACCUGGAGCUUCUCAGUGAGAGAGUCUGGAGACACACUAUAGUGCUGUUCACCAGGGGAGACUGGCUGGGAGACACAACCAUAGAGCAGCACAUUGAGACUGAAGGGAGGGCCCUCCAAGAGCUCAUAGAGAAAUGUGGGAAUAGGUAUCAUGUUCUCAACAAUGAGAACAGGGCUGAUGGGACUCAGGUCACAGAGCUGCUGGGGAAGAUGGAGGAGAUGAUGGCAGGGCAUGGUGGCUCUCAUUAUGAAAUAGACAGAAUGCUCCUACAGGAGGUGGAAGAGAAAAGGAGGGCAGUGGAAGAACAAGUGAAACGGAGGAUGAUGAAGGUUCAGAAACAGAGGAAGACUCUCAGAGCACUUUUUGAGGGAGAGGAACACCGGCUCUCAGAGCUGAGGAUUGUGCUGCUGGGUGCAAGAUGGAGUGGGAAAAGUUCAGCAGGAAACACCAUCCUGGGCAGAGAGGAGUUUGAGUCUGGAAUAAGAACUGCACAGUGUGUGAGGAGACAGGGUGAAGUAGCUGGGAGACAGGUCACUGUGGUCGACACACCAGGCUGGUUGAGUCAUUAUCCUGUGAAGUACACUGCAGAGCUGGAUAAACAGGAGGUUGUGCGCAGUGUGUCUCUGUGUCCCCCGGGACCCUGUGCUCUCUUCCUGGUCAUUGAUGUGAGAUCAGCAUUCAGAGAGGAACAUAGGAGAUCAGUGGUGGAACACCUGGAGCUUCUCAGUGAGAGAGUCUGGAGACACACUAUAGUGCUGUUCACCAGGGGAGACUGGCUGGGGGACACAACCAUAGAGCAGCACAUUGAGACUGAAGGGAGGGCCCUCCAAGAGCUCAUAGAGAAAUGUGGGAACAGGUAUCAUGUUCUCAACAAUGUGAACAGGGCUGAUGGGACUCAGGUCACAGAGCUGCUGGAGAAGAUGGAGGAGAUGAUGGCAGGGCCUGGUGGCUCUCACUAUGAAAUAGACAGAAUGCUCCUACAGGAGGUGGAAGAGAAGAGGAGGGCAGUGGAAGAACAAGUGAAACAGAGGAUGAUGAAGGUUCAGAAACAGAGGAAGACUCUCAGAGCACUUUUUGAGGGAGAGGAACACCGGCUCUCAGAGCUGAGGAUUGUGCUGCUGGGGGCGAGAGGGAGGGGGAAGAGUUCAGCAGGAAACACCAUCCUGGGCACAGAGGAGUUUGAGUCUGGGAUAAGAACUGCACAGUGUGUGAAGAGACAGGGUGAAGUAGCUGGGAGACAGGUCUCUGUGGUCGACACACCAGGCUGGUGGAAGGUGUCCGUGAAGGACACUGCAGACCUGGAUGAACAGGAGAUUGUGCACAGUGUGUCUCUGUGUCCUCCGGGACCCUGUGCUCUCUUCCUGGUCAUUGAUGUGAGCUUAGCAUUCAGCGGUACAGAGAGGAAAUCAGCGGUGGAACACCUGGAGCUUCUCAGUGAGAGAGUCUGGAGACACACUAUAGUGCUGUUUACCAAGGGAGACUGGCUGGGAGAAACAACCAUUGAGCAGCACAUUGAGACUGAAGGAAGGGCCCUCCAAGAGCUCAUAGAGAAAUGUGGGAACAGGUAUCAUGUUCUCAACAAUGAGAACAGGGCUGAUGGGACUCAGGUCACAGAGCUGCUGAAGAAGAUAGAGGAGAUGAUUGCCAGAAAUGGGGGUGUUCCCUUCCCUGUAGGAGAGAGAGACAAACAGGCCUCAUUUACUGAGGUAAAAGACAUCAAAGGAAUAAAGAAGAGCUUUGAGGAGGAAUGGAGAAGAAGAGAGGAGGAGCUGAUAGAGAGGAUGUCAGCGGUUGUGGUUGACUCAGAGAAAGAAGGAUCCACACGGCCAUUCAGACGGAGGGGAACCAGCGUUGAGUUUUUGCCUCCUCUCAUGGGUGGAGGGACUCCAGCCCCCUCUGAAGCAGGCAGCUCUGUGUGGAAUUCCAGGGAGAAGGUGUCAUGGUGGCUGAAAAAGAGAAAAACAGCGAGUUCAGCUGGAUCAUCUGGAUACAGAACAAGUUCUGUUCUGACUGACUCAGAGAUAUAUGGCAUAGGGACACUGGAAGAGGAAAGCGACACUUCAUUAUAAACACUGCUCUGCACUGCCCCCACGUGGUACAUUGUGUAACUACUUCAUCAUUAAUUGUUUUCUGAAACACAUUUUAUUUGUUUUUCAUAGUUUUUACAUUUCCAAUUAUUUUCAUAAUCGAUUUCGUAACCGACAGUCAUUUUUUAAAAUGUAGCCCAUUUUGAAAAAAAUUGGAAAUAUUCUGUGAUUGUUUCAACAUGAUUGCAGCCAUUCCAGUAGGUAUGGACAUAUCAAAAUAUCACUGAUGUAUUUUGAAAGCUGUGUGAUGUGAUAGUCUACAUAUACAAGAUCAAGAUCACAUGUCUCUGCACAUGUGUCUGGCUAGCAGUUAAAGGAACAUGCAGGUUUGAACCUGGGCCCCAGUAUGCUUAUGUCAUCAGCUGACUGACGGGGAGUCUUCUGUGGAAGGAUGUAGUUGGUCUUGCUGGGUUCCUCUGGUUACUGCAGCACUAGGUCUUCACAAUGGCUUAAAUUGCACACACAGGCUACAAAAUGACACCUCUCUGCUCUUUCCAUCAUCUGCAAUGCUUCUGGUGUGCAGGUGGUAUAAUUGAAGAGGCAAAUUGGGAAGGACAAUAGUUUAUAUAUGUAAUUUGGGUAUAUUGUAUAUAUCUCUGUGCUUUAUGUAAUAAAUCGAUAACAAUUAUAGUUUUAGAAUCAAUUCCCAAAAUGAACUGAAAAUCUGAAGAUAAGCAUAUGGUAUUUACAGGAACAGAAACCCUAUUAUAAACAUCCUUUUCAAGACCGGAUAAAAGGCUCUUUUCACUGAUACUAAUGAGCGAUACCUUACUGAACUAUGAAGGGGAUGUAAAGCGAUAAGACAUCGCCCUGCGUUCAAAUGAAUGUGAAAAUUAAUACAUUUUGUUCAGUAAUACUCAUUUGAGCUUCUCAGGGUAAUAUAAAGGGACCCUCCUUGGUUUCCUUUUUGUUUUCUUUUGGGGUUUUUUUUCUCACAAUUCAUGUUAAGAUGAACCAACCUAGUGACAUUAAAAUUUAAAAGAUGGCUGCACCCUAAUGCUAGGAGCUGCAAUAAAUUAAAUGUAAAUGAAUUUCAUGCAUUUUUCUUGCAAAUAUUGCAAGAAAGAGUUUUAGAGUUUUCUAUCUGGAGCAACAAGGAACUAUUUUCUUGUAAAUUAUUUUUGUAAUAAAAUUGUUAAUAAAAAACACUUAAUUGGAUCGUGUCUAUAAUAUCUAUAUAUUCAUAUGUGGUAACUGUUUUAUUAAAUCAGUAACUCACUUGAAGACUUGGAACAUUAUAUUGUCAUUUUAUCACAGCUACAGGGGUUGCAACCCUCCCCUGUGCACAGAACAAUGCCCUGUAGCUGUGAUAAUAAUAUAAUAAUAUACCACUGCCUAUACAGUUCUAGUUUUUUUCCAAAAUAGUACAUGCUAACCCUUUGACAAUGUGGGUGCUGAUUAACAUGUUUGUAACUUAAAGUGACAUAAAAAUGUAAGCUUAAUAAAAGUGAUCA